UUCCUCCGCCUCCCUUCUGUUCCCGCCGUCGAGAUCUGCGGCAUCUCUCGGCGCCGCACCGACCCGUCCCCAUUUCCGCCGCUGGCGAUUUUGUUCGUCGGAUUCGCCCCCCUCCCCUCCCUUUUUGUUGUUCCAGUGAUCUGCUAGGUUGGGAGUUGGUUUUGUCUGUCAGAUAUGAUGAUUGUAUCCAUCCCCCGCAACUUUUUUCCGUGUAGAUUUGUUUAGGUUGUGCCGUUUCUGGGAUGCGUUUGAUUGAUCUGCUAAGCGCGGUUGCUGGGAUGUGUGUCAGUUUGAUCUGCUGAUCUGUAAUUGAUUGGUUGUUGGCAUUCGAGUUGUUCAUGUGAGGCUGGCUUGCUUAGUUGUAGUAGUCUGAUGUAUUCAGUCAAUUCGAACGGAUGUAUUCUGUUCCCGGGCCUUUAAUCCAUAGACCAUUUCUCUUCACUGGUAUCGUUUAGUGGGUAUGUGGUUUACUCUGUAAUUCCUUUUUUGAAUUUACAGUGUAAUCCCCAUUGUUUUUUAGAGUGAUUUUCAGUGUAUUUUAUACUGGAUUUUCAUUGUAAUUUUCUAGUGGAUAGGUAGAAUAUUUGUAGUGUAAAUCCAAAGCAAUUUGUAGUGUAAUCCCUGGUUAUUUUGUAGUGUAAUUUCAGUGUAUUUUGUCAGUGGAUCUGCACUGUAUUUGCUAGUGGAAUAACAAUGUAUAUGUCCUAAUUGCAGUGUAUUUUUGUUAGUGGGGUUGCACUGUAUUUGUUAGUGGAAUUACAGUGUAUUUGUCAGUGAUGUACAGUGUAAUUUGAUAGCUGAUUUAUAGUGUAAUUGCCAUGGAUUUGCACUGUAUCCUCUAGUGGAAUUACUGUGUAAUUCACUUGAAUUUUUAUAGUGGAAUUGCGUUGUGGAUUUACAGUGUAAUUGAUAGCUGAUUUUACAGUGUAAAUUCAGUGUAAUUACACUGUUAUUGGUAGCAGAGGAAUUGUGACUGUUCUUGUGAUGCAUCGCUAGUUUGUAAGUUCUUGUGAUGCAUCUGAUUCCAGUGUAUUUUCUUAGAGGAUUUAGACUGUAAUUAUAUUCAGAUUUACACUGCAAUCUUCAUCGGAAUUCCAGUGUAUUUUUCUUAGUCGGUGAUUACAGUGUAUUUACAAUGUAAUUCUCAGUUGGUUUCCACUGUAAUUCGCAGGGGAUUUCUACACUGUAAUUCUCAGUGGGUUAUGUAGUGAAAUAAAAGAAAUGUAGACUGUAAAUGCUAUCAAUGAAUUUCUUAUUUAUAUUUUUGUUAUGUUUUAUCCCUUCUGCCGUUUCAUCUCAGACUUUUUGUCCUUUUCUUUGCGUUUGUACAUAUUUAGGUUAUAGAUUAAAGUAUGGGGAAACUCAUGAAGGCUUUUGGUAAGGGCACUUCUGCUGCUUGUGUUGAUGAUUGUGAUGAUUCAGAUGGGGAUCCUUUUGUCCCCAAUGAUUUUGCCGAGGAUGAUCCUUUUCAAGCUUCGGAGGAAGGUCAAAUGGAUGAUCCUGAUUUGGAGAAAGCUUUGUAUGAGUUCUACGUGUCUCAUAAAGUGAAUUGCUUAACGGAAGAUUACAAAUGCUGGAGCUCGCAAUGUGGUAUUUUAUUUUUUGUUGUUUAUAUUUCCUUUUUUUGCAUGCAACUUCUCUAUGAUAGAUAUGGAUAUAAGUUUUAGAUAAGUCAUUUUGUAAUCUUCAUCAUAUCUAUUCUUUUGUGGAAUGGCUAUUGAUGCACAAGAACCUAGUUCCAUAUAGUUCUAGUUGUUGUUGCUAGAUGUCUUUCUUUUGUUUCUUUUUAAUGUAAAUUAUCUUGAUUUUUUCUUUUGUUUGUGUUUCUUGUUGUGUUGUAGAAGCGCAAGAGGUCUUCUGAUUUUCCUGUAGCCACUACAUUCACUAGAUACUCUGGCAAGUUGUUCUCCACCGUUAUUGGUGGCUUGUCUCUUAGGCAAGUCCGUGUUCUUCAGAGCUACAAGAUAGAUUGCCUUCUCAAAUUUGUGAGGACAGAGGUGCCUCUUAGGUUUGUCAAAUGGUAGUGUCCAAAUUUGAUCUUGCUUCAGAGAUUCAGAUUAGGAAGAAGUUUAUUCCGAUUCCCAAAUAUGUCAAACAUGACAUCUUAGAUCUUCCUGUUGAUGGUGAGCCCAUUAUGUCCGAUGCUGAGGCUGGGCGUGAGUUUAUCUUGUCCCAUUUCAAUGUGACCAGCAUCCCACCGGUUUCUUUCUUCUGCAAUACACUCAAAUCUGAAGAAUUGCCUGAUGAAGACACUUUCAUCUGCUUCAUGUGUAUUGCCUUGUCCACUUUCUUGU
Molecule: messenger RNA, 2294 nt
Organism: Triticum aestivum (bread wheat)
Lineage: Eukaryota; Viridiplantae; Streptophyta; Magnoliopsida; Poales; Poaceae
Exons: 3
Coding region: 1353-1667 (104 amino acids)
Source: RefSeq, a predicted model, not a curated record